UGAACCUGGGAGGUGGAAGUUGCAAUGAGCCGAGAUAACGCCACUGCACUCCAGGCUGGGUGAGAACAGGGCGAGGCUUCAUCUCAAAAAAAUAAAACAAAACAAAAACGGAAAGCCUAAAAACAGGUUCCAAGAAGUAGUAGCAAAGAGGUAAUUUGUUCGAAUAUACAGCACAGUCAUACACAGCACUUUGCAACUUACCAUGGAAAACAUUAAGUGGCAAGACAAUACUACCCUCUAGGGGCAGAAUUUUUAUUUUCACAACUUCUCAGCAAAGGAUCAAUGAAAGGAUGAACUAAACAGUUAAUAGCAGGCUAAUUAUUCAAGAUUGAACAAUCCUUUCUCUUUUCACGUUCUCUUGGGGUAAGCAGUUACAUGACUGACUACAGAAGUUGGGAUAAGACACCUGACCAGUACAUUCUGGUUACUUAUGAAAAUAAUUCUGAUACAAGGGUAGAGAGAGAAAAAUUUGAAAUGAACUUCAUGAAACUUAGAAUUUAUAUAUGGAUUUUUAUUCCUAUUUUUAUUACAGACUUACUAUUCUAAUUUCUCCCCAUUUUGGGAAAAAAGUUCAAUGACAGAUAUUCCCAGUCCCUUCAGACAUAUGAGGUGCCUGUGUGUUUAAUCUGCUUGGAUAGAAAUUAUUACAGCAUUCAUAAAACAGGAAAUGAACAUUAUAAAACAGUUACGAACUGUGGAAUAUUUUGGUUUCCUCUGCCCCCUGCCCUGCUCUAAACUCUCCUUCACUGGGUUUCUGCAUUUUCUCCAUCCUUUAUCCCAGAUUAACCUGUUCAUUUAUUGACUUCUGUCAAGUUCUAGAAAAUGAGAUCAAAGGGUGAUAGCUGGAUGUUCUUCCGUCUUAAAAUGUUAGGGAAACAGUUUGUUAAAAGCAUGUUACUCUUUAGUCGUAAGUAUUGAGCAGUCAUUGCCCUUCAGGCCAAAAUGCCAGCCACUUUAUUUUUCUACUUUUUAAAGACAGCCAUCAGCAGUCUGUAGUAGAGCUGGCUUUCUUAACACAAAACAGUUUAUUAUAUUUUAAUUGGCGGGCUCUAUUGUAUCUUAGAGUUUUUUUCUCUAAUUUUAUAUUGAAGUGAAAAAUAGGAAGAACAUAAAAUUUGCUACAUAGAUAAUUUUGGGGAUGUUCUAUUUUAAACAUUGAUAACAGUAUAAUUUAAUUCCAUAUUUUGAAAUAUACAAAAAAUAUAUACAACUAAAAUGGUAUCUAAAACAGAAACCUAUGAGUGCUAGCUCCAAACAAUAAGGCAAAUAAGUGAAGAGCUCAGGUAAUGGUGUUAUUCUUGAGGGCACAAAGCCUGGAUAAAACUAGAUUACCAUAAAUAGUAUAGAAGUUGAAGAAAUCAACACAGUAACUAGAAUUAAUUUAGAAAAAAUUAAUAAGAGGUUGGACAAAUACCAUAAUAGAAAUAAAACCUAUCAGAGCAACAAAUGGAAAAAACACACAAAAGCAAGUUUGUGUCCUCAGUGCCAAGGAUUAGAGGCAGAUGAAGUACAGACUGAAUAUAGGGAAUAGAAAAAAGCCCCAAGAGACAAUGAGUAUCUUAGGAAGUGGAGAGUGAAUAAAGGCAAUCUCAUGACAGGAAGGGAGAGACUGGAAUCCUGCCCGCUCCCUCUUGCCAGGGUUAUCCAGAAUCAAUGUUUACCUAUGAGAAUUGUGUUUUUAAAUAGUUUUUAAAGUUUUAAAAACUUUUACAUUGCUGGUACAGAAGUUUCAAUUUUUCUCUCAAUGUCAGGAUUUCAAUGUAAGAAAUAGAUUUUUUUUGGAUAAAAUUUUUUUUUGGAUAAAUACCCGCUGCUUCAUCUACAAUGUUGCUCACUUUCAGUUGGCCUUUCCCUUUCCUAACUACCCGAAUUAAGACUUUAAACUCAACUGUAAGGUAGUUCAGCCAUCAUAGGUGGGGUUAGUGGGGGGACAGUGGAGAGGCGGCAAGAACCAUUCAAAUUCAGUUCAACACUGAACUCAGCAAGAAAAAAAUUACGUAACAUUGCAAAUUAAUAUUGAUAUGUCAAUAUGUUUAAUAUACUAAUCUGACUAUAUUAAUCAGCUAAUUAAUGGUGAACUGACUCAUAACUAUCUCGGAUAUUAUAGGCAAGUUUCUUAACCUCUCUACACCUAAGUUUCCUUAUCUGUAAAAGUAAUAAUGGGACCUUCAUCUUGCAGUCGUUGGGAGGAUUAAACGGGAUGAUGCACUAAAGCCAGGUUAUAUAGUAUAAUUGAAACUUUUGUACUAGCAAUGUAAAAAUUUAAGAUAAUUUUAAAACUAUUUAAAAACACAAUUCUCACAGGUAAACAAUGAUUCUGGAUAAUACAGUGUUACUGUUUUCAGCAAAACAACCAUUGCUAUUAUUAACAUUUGCUAAUGCUUAUGUUUUUAGCAUAUGCAUCUUCAUUCAAUGCUCAAAAAGGAGAGAAUUACAGAGCCAAUAUUUAUUAAUCAUUUCUUCAGUACUAGAUACUGUAAACCACCCACAAGAACCGUAGGGCGCCGCACGCACCUCGGAGGGGGCCCUUCUGCCGGCCACCCGCCUCGGAGGGUUUCAGGCCAGGGCCUGAGGUGGCUCCUGCCCCCUCGCGGCUAUGUUGGCUGCGCGGUCAUCCUACCUUGUUCGUUUCUCCCCUUCCCCCGCAACGGGCCUUGGCUCCCGGCUGCGGGUCAAGACAGGAGAGCGCCGCGUACCCGCUGCUUCCCAAAACCCACUGAGCCCGACGCGCGCGCCUCCGCUGUGCCAGGGGCGCGGGGAAGCCCGACGGCGACGGUGUCGUAAAAGCGUCGCGAAGGCGUCCGCCCUUGGCGGCUUUUGCCACCUGUUAUGAAAACCCAUGGACAAUCCCAAAUAUGUUGUCAAUGACGAGAAUUGGCUUGGCCCCAGUUCUGGGCUAUUUGAUUAUUGAAGAAGAUUUUAAUAUUGCACUAGGAGUUUUUGCUUUAGCUGGACUAACAGAUUUGUUGGAUGGAUUUAUUGCUCGAAACUGGGCCAAUCAAAAAUCAGCUUUGGGAAGUGCUCUUGAUCCACUUGCUGAUAAAAUACUUAUCAGUAUCUUAUAUGUUAGCUUGACCUAUGCAGAUCUUAUUCCAGUUCCACUUACUUACAUGAUCAUUUCGAGAGAUGUAAUGUUGAUUGCUGCUGUUUUUUAUGUCAGAUACCGAACUCUUCCAACACCACGAACACUUGCCAAGUAUUUCAAUCCUUGCUAUGCCACUGCUAGGUUAAAACCAACAUUCAUCAGCAAGGUAAAUACAGCAGUCCAGUUAAUCUUGGUGGCAGCUUCUUUGGCAGCUCCAGUUUUCAACUAUGCUGACAGCAUUUAUCUUCAGAUACUAUGGUGUUGUACAGCUUUCACCACAGCUGCAUCAGCUUACAGUUACUAUCAUUAUGGCCGGAAGACUGUUCAGGUGAUAAAAGACUGAUGAAAGUCAUCCCUGACCGUUAGUAAGGAAGCAGUAUACAUCAGUGGGAACAGGGCCGGUGGAAAUCUACAGGAGGUUCCCUAUUUUGGUGUUCAGCUUGAAAAAGGACUUGUCAGAACAAACCAUGUCAUCAAAAUUUAAGUAAUAUGCAUUGAAAAUAAGGUUGAUCAUGGGAAUAUGCAGAAUUUCCAAUGUAUUUUUAAAUACAAAUAAAACUGUAAUUUAGAAUUUUUAA
Messenger RNA from Symphalangus syndactylus (siamang), 3663 nucleotides. RefSeq names its product cardiolipin synthase 1 (gene CRLS1). The record is from RefSeq and is a predicted model, not a curated record. Gene Ontology annotation, molecular function: cardiolipin synthase (CMP-forming) activity; CDP-diacylglycerol-glycerol-3-phosphate 3-phosphatidyltransferase activity. Gene Ontology annotation, cellular component: membrane; mitochondrion. Lineage: Eukaryota; Metazoa; Chordata; Mammalia; Primates; Hylobatidae. Gene Ontology annotation, biological process: cardiolipin biosynthetic process.